Molecule: messenger RNA, 207 nt
Organism: Zymoseptoria tritici IPO323
Lineage: Eukaryota; Fungi; Ascomycota; Dothideomycetes; Mycosphaerellales; Mycosphaerellaceae
Exons: 1
Biological process (GO): cellular response to misfolded protein
Cellular component (GO): endoplasmic reticulum membrane
Molecular function (GO): Hsp70 protein binding
Source: RefSeq, a predicted model, not a curated record
AUGGCGCCUCUCGCCACGGAGGAUUACUACCUCUUGCUUGGAGUCGAGCACACCGCAACCCUCGAUGAGAUCACCAAGUCCUAUCGUCGACUCUCACUGAAGCUCCAUCCCGAUCGCAACAAACAGCCAAACGCAACGUCAGAAUUCCAGCGACUCGGUCUCGCGCAUGAGACACUCAGGGAUCCCACGCAACGUCGUGAGUACGAC